UUGCUUCUACUGGCUGGCUGUGGCGUUGGUGCGGUGUGUUGUACCUAUCGUACAUACAAUUUAGUAGCGACUGAAACGUCGCAGCGUAAACACGACGAUUAUGAGCCCUCCACAGAACGCAUAUACAAAUUAUACUAAGGUGUAGAGUGUCCCGAAAGUGAGUGAGUUGUACAUACAACAAUCGGAGGAAGAAGAAGAGACCCCCGUGUGUGAUAAGCUACUCGAAUUAGCUAAUCAGGUUUGCAGGCGUUGAACACCUUGCGUAUUCCAUUCCGUAGAUCGUUUCCGGUAAUCGUGCGGCUGUUGAACAAGAAGAGCCUUUCGGUGGCGAUCGUAUGGGAGGGUUCACGGCGCGUCGAACAAAUCCGCGCGUCCAAGGAAACUGUAUUGAUCUAGUGACCUACGGAAAGCACCGUGCUGAACAAAGAACCGUGCACACCUUUCGCUUGCUACGAUCGGCAACGUGACACAAAGGAAUAUCUGUACGAAGUUAGUGCCGACUACAGAACAACGGUAAGCCAGGUUCUGUUCUCGAUAGUUGUUUUGGAGUAAAAUCAAGGAAGACCGAUGACAGUGAAUCGCGCGCCUCUAAUGACAAAAGCCUGUUCAUCAGUAGUGCAAUAACAACGCGACGGCGAAAUACGCCCACAAUACAAAAGGUGAUCCUUGGGUCGAAGAGAGAGAAGUGUAGUGAUUGAUAUCUUGUUUGCUUGUUCCUAAGCGCCGGAAGUGGACAGCUUGGGCUGGCACUGCUAGAAAAGGCCUAAGGGAGAUGGAAACCAAUCUGAAUCGAAACAUCAAACACUGAUUGUUGAACGCGAAGAAAGCCCAGCAUUGGACGUAUCGCAAUGGAUUGAUUUCGCAGAAGAAAACCGAAGCAACCUGGUGGUGAUACAUCGGAAAAGUUUAAGUUCUUUUUUCGUUUGAUUUUAUGAUUGGAUCUAACAACAGUUCAGUUCAGUGUUCCAGUGAAGUAGUGAAUCAAAGUGCAUCUUAACUAGCAACAAUAAGAAGAAGAGAAGACGGGAGGAAGUGUCAGGAGGAAAAUUUUGGGGCGGCGGGAGUGAAUCCCACACCGGUUACACAAAUGUUGUCUUGUCUGGUGCCGCCACGUUUCGGACAAGAAGACAGUGUCAUGCCGUCAUCCGCCACGUUCGCCCUGCAGUUUCCAGCAUUGGCAUCCGGCCUACCGAAAGAUGAUGAGAGUAACACCCCACAGACGGAUUGCUUCCUCCAGUGUCCGCAGUGCCACCAAACGCUGCCCGGGUUUCAGGCACUGAAAGAGCACAUCGAUAACGUGCAUUCCAUGAUCAAGCAAGAGCACCAUGACUCGGCGACGCCCUCCCCGCCGCUGUCCGCAUUCUACCACCACCACCACCAUCACCAGCAGCAGGCAUUUCAGCCAAUAGGUAGCCAGUCGCUUCCAUCGCCACCUGCCUCCACCUCGACGCUGGAGAACAGCCACUGCAACGAGCCGACCUCGCUGGCGACUAAUGGCAGCAGAAGUAGUAGUAGUAACAGCAACAGCAGCAGCAGUAGUAGAAACAGCAACAGCAGUCACAGUAGUAGCAGUAGUUGUAGUCGAAGUACCUCGGCAGGUGGCGUUCUCGGCCUCGUUGCCACCAGCAGCGCUGCCACAAUCGCCGACGAAGGUGGGCGGUCUAUUAGUCCGACUUAUAGCAACAGCAGCAGUAUUGGUGGGGGAAGCAAUUGUGGGGCUGGUGGUGUCGGUGGAGGUCACGGAAACACCGCUGGAAGCAACAGCAGCAACGGUGCAGAACCCUACGCAUGCUUACAAUGCUCCGCCUCAUUCCCGAAUCGUGACUUACUCGAGAAACAUGAGCUGAUGCAUGUACCUAAUGCUCUGGUGAGCUGCAAGGUGUGCCACAAGCAGUUCGCCAACGUGUACCGCCUCCAGCGCCACAUGAUUUCCCACGACGAGUCGACGCUGCUGCGAAAGUUCAAAUGUACCGACUGUGAUAAGGCGUUCAAAUUCAAGCACCACCUGAAGGAACACGUGCGCAUCCACUCGGGCGAGAAACCGUUCGGAUGCACCAACUGCGGUAAACGAUUCUCCCAUUCCGGUUCCUACUCCAGCCACAUGACCUCGAAGAAAUGCAUCAGCAUGGGGCUGAAGCUGAACAACAAUAGCUCGUCCGUCGCUAAUAACAACGGUAGUGGCAGUCCAAGUGGCGCAAGUGGAAAGUCCGAGAAAAGUGGACGCCGAUCUGGAUCUUAUCUUCCCGGAGGAAGUCCAGCAGCUGCCGGGCUUUCCAACGGACAGCUUGCCAAUGGUCAGAACACGACCAACAAUGCCAAUUCGAACACAUUCUUCCCAAUGCUUCCAAAGUACCCGAACUACGAAACGGCUGCAUUCCUGGCCUCGUUUAACCAUUUGUAUCCGAUCAAUCCGGUCAAUCCCGCAUUCAGUCCCUACAGUAUACAGCGUUUGAUAGAAUUGUCUGCCGGUGCGGCUGCUGGUUCAGCUCCCACUGCAGAGUCUAUGGAAUCGCUAAUUCUCAAAACGCAACAGCAGAUCAAUGCAACGCUCAAGUCGGACUUGGGCCGGCACUCGAAGUCACCCAGCGUCACCCAUUCUGAUGCGGAAGACAUGAUCGAAGAAGUGACCGAGAACGAAAACGAGGAAGAGGAAGAACCGAAACUGGUUAUGGAUGUUGACGAUGAUGAGGACGAGGCGCAGGAAAAUGACGAAGACGCGGAGAAAAAAGACAUCAAAGUAGAUGAAGAUGACGAGGAGGACGAUGAGGAACAAAAGUUUCCAAUAGAGCGGCGUUCCGUUCAGCCAUCUCCGGUCGUUCCCGAGCAUCGUCUCACCGGUGGCGAGGUUGACAUGGCGUCAGCGAAUGACUACCGUAACAUUCUUGAUGACAUGAAACAGAAAAUACUGGAUGCUGCGCAUCGUAUUGGUGUAGGAGAUCAAGUCAUUCACCGACAAUCCACCCCCAUCGCUGUCAGCACGGAGCCAAUCAAAACCGAAAGGCCCGAGUCCGUCUCAUCGCCCGAACUGAACAUCGAUAUUGAUCAUCGCAGCCCAAGUCCGGCGCCGGUAGCCUCUCCCACCCCGUUGAUCAAACAAGAGUUCAAAGAAGAUGAGGACAUGGAGAAGGUAGAUGACAAGCCUCCAGUGCUUCAGUGCUCACAGUGCCAUGCGACCUUCAACCAUCAGGCGGAGCUCAUUCAGCACGAACAAGUCCUGUGUCAAUCGCUACUCUUCCAGAAGCAGAUGGCUGCGGCGGCCGCUGCAGCUGCAGCCGCCAGCAACUACAUACCAAUGCACAGCGGCAGCGAAGACGAUACAGACUUCGACGGCUCCAAAGUAUCUUCGGAGCGCAGCGGUAAGGUCCGUGUACGAACCGCCAUCUCCGAGGAGCAGCAAAACGAACUCAAAAAGUAUUACGCCAUGAACAACAAGCCAAAUCGCGAAGAAUUCCAAGUGAUCGCCAAACGCGUCGGCAUGGAAGCCCGCGUUGUGCAGGUAUGGUUCCAGAACAAUCGAUCGCGGGAACGAAAGAUGGGCAACCUGACCAACAAUCGCAACCCGAUUCAAACGGAAAACUCCGCGCCUGCGAUUUUUUCCGCUGAUACUCCCACCCCUAGUCAACCAACGGAAACCGACCAGCCCCUGGAUCUUUCCGUCAAAAAGCCGGAAUCUAUCCCUUCCAGUUCUCCACGUUACGGCACGGCCCCCCAAUCGCAACCCGACGCCGCUACCCUUCUAGAUGAAGCCAUGAAUCUCAGCGUCAAAUCAUCCCGGAGUUCCACACCCUUCAAGGGAUUCUAUCCGUACAACCAGUUCUCCACAGAAAUGAUAAUCCGCCAAACGCCCUCGCCGAACGAAGCCGCCGCUCCCCGUCAAAACCCACAAAUACGUCCCCCGGCAGUCGCCGCCGUCUAUCCCCCAAUACCCCCUACGGACAGCGCCUUCAUCGGAAUGGAUCGCUUCCUGCAGCAUUUCCCAUCCGAGCUGGCCCGCGCACCAAUCCGCGCCGAUAGUCUCAGCCCAGGGGCGGAGAAGCGGGCCUGGCGUGAUCUGGAACAGUACGAAGCCGCCGUCAAACUGCACGGCCAGUACGACGAGCAGAAACUGCUUCAGAUGCAAUCGAUGCUGAACGUGCCGAAGCGGGUGCUCUACUCGACGGCCAACUCCGGCAAGGAGCAACCGGACGCCGAAGGCCAAUACAUUUGCGACCAGUGCGAUAAGGCCUUCAGCAAGCACAGCUCGCUGCAGCGGCACAAGUACGAACAUUCAGGCCAACGCCCCUACAAAUGUGUCGAGUGUCCAAAGGCCUUUAAGCACAAACACCAUCUCACAGAGCACAAGCGACUGCACAGCGGCGAGAAACCAUUCCAGUGCUGCAAGUGUCUGAAGCGAUUCUCGCACUCGGGUUCCUACAGCCAGCACAUGAACCACCGCUACUCGUACUGCAAACCGUACAGGGACGGCAAAUAAGAUGAGGACCAGGGACGGGAAGUUCCGUCCCCUGCCGGUCUGUCCGGUGGCUAUCUCCCAUCGACCUCGUUGCCGCACCAUCACCAUCCGCCUCCGCAGAACCGACCGGGAAGACGCGGCCGGCGUCCGGGAUCGUCUGCCAGCUCGCUGGUGUUCCCGGGGCCUCCGCCGCCUCCUCCACCUCCUCCGCCACCGCCAACAGUGUCCUCGACAGCCGGGACGGCGAUGGGAAUAGUCACACAACCCGCCACAGUGCCAUUCCAACAUCCAGCGAUGCAGUCCGUUUCAUACUUCGACCGGCGCCUACUCGUGGACAGCUACCUUAACUCGGGCUUCCUGGCGUACGGCGGCGGAAUCGGCGGAGUUCACUAGAAGAGACAAAGCUGAGACGUCUGUGUACAUAGGAAUUCGCUUCUCGCGCCAAAAAGGUUCGAACUUAAUAUUUCGAAAACAUUUGAUAUUUUUAUAGUUAGCGUUGAUUAUUGGUUAAUUUAUUCGUGGUAUUUUCGGCACAAUACAAGGCAAAACGAAUGAUCGUACUUAAAAUUUUGAAAAGAAAAAAGGUUGCGAAAUUGACAGUGAACUGAUCCCAGUUUUAAUGGCAAGAUGUGACGCACGCUGCCCGCAGUGACCCGGAGUCAGCGCCGGUGUGCGAUGUUGAAGAAGUUACUAGAAGCUGUGCAUUUAACAAAUUUCUCACCAAUGGCCCCGGAAGGCCACCGAUCCACGCGAUGGAGGAGGUGGUCCACGGACAAAUUCGUUCUUCUUAUUCAAGCAAAUAAGAAAUGGUUGAAACUCUUAAGCAAGCAACUCGAAUCUCAUUCCUUCGCUAAGGUUUAUUUGUGUAGUGGUUAUUGAAACAAAACAAACUUAGCCUGUUACAAUUACUCUGAAAUACUUAUUUUUUACGUAUCGUUUAAGUGAUUUAGCGUUUAAGUCCUGGUGACACCCGUGCACCGCACGGCGUGCACAACCUGUAAAAUACUCACGUGAAUUCAGUUGCCAUAACGAAAGAAAUAUGUGUUGAUUUUAUUUCGGAAAACAAUUGAAAACUAGCAUCAUUCAAGGCUGGGUCUAGCAAUUACACUUUUAAUUUUAUGUUUUUUUUUUUCAAAUCCUAUGAAAAUACAUUAGAUAAAGCAAAAAAAAAAAGCCAAACCGAGAAAACUAUAUACGCAUUUUUGGACCACACGGUGUUAACAAGACAAUACAAUACAGUAAAUUUACCCUUUAACUCGAAUUGAUAACCUACUAAUGGAAACACAUGAACACACAAUUUCUAUCUCACUAUGAAGUAACAUUUUUCCCUUUUCACUUUCCAAUGAUAAAAAAAAGUUCUAUCUCAAAAAUCAAAAUCGAAAAGUAACCGACACGAAUAUAACAAAGUCCUUGUACUUUUUCCCCUUAAAAAGCUCGAAAAUCCUAAAUUAAAAGCUGUAAAUAACUGAAAUCUACUCAGAAUGAAUAACAUGGCUCAUUAACAUCAUCGAUCCUGCUUUAUCGAGGAGAGUGAUUCGAUUGUUGGAACUAGGUUUGACUCGAUAACUAACGAAGUUGAUACACAGGCUCUGUCUCAGUUGGAACGUAAUGCCAAGAAGUAGAAAGAUGUUGGAAUUCAUCAAAACUAUUUCGUCAAAUAAUUUUACUGUUAACGAAAACGAAAAACUUCCAUCUAAGGCUUUUUUUUAAAUCCACUAUUAUCACUUGACAAAACAAUACUUCUCAUAGAAACAUUGUCCGGGUGGCGUAGCACCAUCAGCCGUUUCAAUAUUUCACCAUCCGAAUCGAAUUGAACUCGAAGCCGAGCUGAAACGUGACAGAAAAUUCAAAACGCAUCCACACGCGUGCACAGCCUGCUGCGAUCAAAGGUGCUGAAAACGUCUCAUUUCUGAACGCUCGUAAACUAAUUAGGGGUGUCCAGAGCGUUGGAUGUGCGAUCAUAAUGAAUGCAUCGAGUUUUAUUCGACCGAAUUUCAACAUUCUGCAGAUUAAUCUUAAAAUUUCCUGGACUUUGUCAGUUCAGUACAUGUUAGUGCUGAAACCCUGUUUAGUUUAGCCUUCUGAUUCACACUGUGAUCGCAGAGUUUCUUCCGGAAUGGAUUCUUGUUUCCUGUCAAUAGAAAGUUCCAACUUUAGAAUCACUCCCAUCGAUCCCAUCACAUUCAUCGACGUCAAAUGGUUUCAGCAACGCCGAGUGGCGGCGCAGCGACUUCUGCCUGUCAAUAAGCAGAAACAUAUUAUAGGCUUUGAAAUCUCCUUCUGGUCCCUUGCCAACAUGACUCGCAUAAAAACGUACAUUCAUCCACUUUUGACAAAAUCUGCUGUAACCCACAAAGAAUACAGAACACUCAACUGUACAGAAUAUCUGUAAAUACUCGUACCAACACAAACAUACAACACACCGAACAAAACAAUUCGUUUUGAGCAGCAAAAAGAGCGCUUGCUUCCCCUAGGUAAGGUAAAAUUAUCUCAUUGUAAAAUAUGUACUAUUUUAUAAGCUGUAUUAUACAUUUGUAAGACAAAUAUUCGAACCUAAGAUGCUGGUUGAAGAUAUGGAAAUAAUACAUCGAGUUAUAUUGUAAUCUUUUUUACAAACAAAAAAUGAACAGUCAACAAAAAAGCAAAGCCAAGUCAACAACGAAAAAACUGUUAAUUUAGAGCAAAAUGUUUUGUCGCAUCGGCCGUUGGAAUGGUAAACUCCCUCCGCGCCGUGCGACAAAGAACAAGUGUCUUUUGUAUUAACUUUAACUUGAAUUACUAUUUUUAUUGAAUUGCUACACUGAAACAAUUAUUAUUGAGCAUUAUUUAGUUAUGUGCAUUACGCCGCAAGGAACGCGUAAGUGACAACUAAGAAAAUAUUAUAUUUAAUAAUAAAGUAUUGUUAAAUAUUUCUACGAAUAACCAUAAAUUCAAGCAUAAAAAUUCAAAAACAACAAAACUUAAAAGAUAACCAUUCCAAAUAAAGAAACGAAAAUCGAACUAUAAGAAGCUGAUUGAUGGAGAAAUUCUCGCGGAUGGAAAAUGUUCUCGCAAGCAAAGUGAAAGUGAAAUUCGUGUCUCGGUUGGAAAGUUGACACAAGCGACAUUUUUUUCUAAAAAAUGUUAAAUAAUUCAAAAUAUGAUUGGAAAACAAACAUAGUCGCUUACGUCAAUCUCCCAAGUGAGGACACCUAACCAAUUUAGGCAAAUUACAGCAUUAUAACGAAAUUGU
Messenger RNA from Aedes aegypti (yellow fever mosquito), 7682 nucleotides. RefSeq names its product zinc finger protein 1 (gene zfh1). Bases 1088 to 4471 code for a protein of 1127 amino acids. Lineage: Eukaryota; Metazoa; Arthropoda; Insecta; Diptera; Culicidae. The record is from RefSeq and is a predicted model, not a curated record. Gene Ontology annotation, molecular function: DNA-binding transcription factor activity, RNA polymerase II-specific; RNA polymerase II cis-regulatory region sequence-specific DNA binding. The transcript has 5 exons. Gene Ontology annotation, biological process: anatomical structure development; regulation of transcription by RNA polymerase II.